This is a messenger RNA of Epinephelus fuscoguttatus (brown-marbled grouper), 3720 nucleotides long. RefSeq names its product glucose-dependent insulinotropic receptor. Gene Ontology annotation, biological process: G protein-coupled receptor signaling pathway. The transcript has 3 exons. The coding region runs from base 194 to 1447 and encodes 417 amino acids. Gene Ontology annotation, cellular component: membrane. Gene Ontology annotation, molecular function: phosphatidylcholine binding; G protein-coupled receptor activity. The record is from RefSeq and is a predicted model, not a curated record. Lineage: Eukaryota; Metazoa; Chordata; Actinopteri; Perciformes; Serranidae.
UUAAGGACACUGAUGAGAACAGAGAGAUCGAGCUGGAUGUUUUAGCAACAGUUAAACUUUCUUAACUCUACUAUGAGACACUGUGGAAACAUUACAUGAUACUGGAUGUAACUGGACAAUGUUGGCUGAUAAGAUUCUUCUUCUUGUGGCUUUGUGAAUUUUACCUUAAAAUCAUCGGAUUCUUGUUAUCAACAUGUCAUAUUUGAGUGGACAUGUGAAUGCUGAGGCCACCAUGAGGAUGACACCUGACAGCAUGGACUCCAGCGAGCCGGGAACCCCAAGCGAGGUGAGGCCUCGGGUGAUGGGGGUGAUCCUGAGCAUCGCCUCCUGCCUCAUCAUCUCCACCAACCUGCUGGUGGCAGUUGCCCUUCUUAAGCUACUCCUGAAGAAGAGAAGCCAGAGCUGGUGCUUUGUCCUAAACUUGGCACUGGCCGAUGCCCUGGUGGGUGUGGCCAUCACUGGCUUGGCCACAGAGGACCUCAACAACAACAACAUCAGUCAGAGCCAGCUGAGCUACGUUAAUUCUGAUCCUACCACAAACACAACCCCUCCUGCUCAGGGCAAGACCCGGUGUUUGAUGCGGAUGGCCUUUGUGACAUCACCCUGCACAGCCUCCAUCAUGUCCAUGUUCCUGAUCUCACUUGACCGCUACGCAGCCAUCAAGAUGCCCCUGCGGUACUCCCAGCUGUCUGGGAAGGGGACAGCACUUGGGUCACUGCUGGCUCUGUGGAUCAGCUCCCUCACUGUGGGAUUCUUGCCAGUCAUGGUGCGGCAGCUGCAGACAGAAGGAUACGGCGGCUUCUGCGCCUUUUUCUCCGUCAUUCACAAGGUGGGCAUGAUUGUGUUAUUCAGUGCGUGCUUCUUCCCCGUGCUCUCUGUGUUCGUUUACAUCUACCUGGACAUCCUGAAGAUCGCCUGCAGCCACCAGAAGCAGAUCUGCCAAGUCAGGCAAGCUGGUUCCAGGACGGCUGACUGCCAUGGCCAUCAACAUUACGAGCAUCAUCACCAGCAGCUGAGGAGCCACUACUGGAGCCACGUCAAGGCCCUGAGGACAGUGGGGGUGCUUGUGGGCUGCUUCUUGGUCCUCUGGUGCCCGUUCUUUGUGGCGUGCAUUGUGCACCUUCUGUGUGAAAGCUGCCAACUCACCAACGUGUUGGAGAAUUAUCUGUGGCUUUUGGGACUGUCUAACUCGCUGAUCAACCCACUGGUGUACGCCUUUUGGCAAAAGGAGGUACGGCUGAAGUUGGCAGCCAUGUUUUCUUGCUUUACAGGCAGGUCAUUGGCUGCUGGACCACCAGGUGUCACAGAAACAUGUGACCCGCAGCCAACUGUGCUGACUCCAGUUGGUGCUUCUCCUGGAGACACCCUCAACCCUUCGCUGCUGCGGCCAAUUAUCAGCAACGAUAAGGUUCACACUGUGCCACGAUCUGCCACAACCAGCCUGUGAGAGACACUUGGAAAUAGAGGCAACAACAACAACAACAAUAAAAAGGUGGUGCUUUUUUUGUUUAAUCAAUGUGAUGUUCUGGAAUAGAGGUCUGUACGCCAAAAAUAAAAAAAUAUAAAGUAUUAAAUAUUAAAUUUUCAGUGGUAGACUUAUUUACUCUUUACUCAUUCUACAUAAUGUAUUCAGCAGGGGAGACCAGGGACGGUUGUAACACAUGAUAGCUGUAACACUUACAAUUUCUCCAACCAGGAACAAGCUAUGAAUCAUCUGAUUCACUCUGCACAUGCUUAGUUUAGUCGUUAUUCUUCAUGUGAGGAAUCAGCACCCUGUGGCAGACAGCCAAGUUUACAAGGAAAACAUAUAUUUUGAGGUAAAAUGUCUUGUUUUGUUUUUUUUUUUAACUUCAUUUAUUUUUGUAAAAGCAUUGCUUGCUUUGUAGUUGAAUUCAUCAAACUUAAGUUAUGUUUAUUGUGUGUCAAUGUAAAUAUCUUCAAUGCAAGUUGUUCCUGCUAAUGCGUUGGCUGUAAGAAGAGCUAGUUUGUGGCUUACAUUUCACUGCAGGCUAUGUUACAGCCAGUUUUGGGUUUACUACUCCAAAAAUGUAGUCCAAUAUAUAACUCGUCAGUUGUUACCCUUCUCAAAGUAAUGUUAUGACUUCACUUUUUACUCCCCGCCAACAGUAAUUUGUACACUAAUUGUUAUAUUACCUUUCCGUUACACCCGAUAAAAUUGGUAAUUUGGAGGUGUAUCACAAAGGAGGAUCAGGAAGUGUAGCUAAAGCUAGAUAGCUUGCAAAUUAUUUUUUACCUCAGGGUCUUGUGUUGCUUAUGACCAGUAUUUUUUCAGACCUGUGUGAAAGACAGAGAGUCACAUGUGGCGAUCCGCCACACACCAAGCCAUAAGCUUCGGCAGGUUAUCCACGAUUAACUAGUCCAUGAUUAAAAUCCAGUUGUUGUUUCCACUGCUAAGGAAGGCUCACCUUUGGUGGGGGGUAUUUCCUGGAGCUUUCUGUUGUUUUGCUUUUGGUUGUAGUAGAUGUUUCACACCAGAGGUUUGAGGCUGUAUUUUUCACAGUUGAAAGAGCCUUAGUACCACUAACGUUACCUGGAACAAUAAUGCUCUUGUUAUCUUUCCUUCCGACAAAAUUCAAGUAAUUGUAAUAUUUCCAAUCGCCGAACGUAAGCGUUUUCAUCUUCCAAACUAGCUUACUGCUCUGUGGCAUGCAUACACAGUGUGAUGAUUAUGAACAUGAAUCCACUGAUCCAACAAAAGUAAUGAUAAAUUAGUUUCACCACCUGUUAUUGAAAAAAUAACAUUAUUGCAAUCACUGCCCAGUACUGGUCACAGCUAACCCAAACUAUGGCAUGAAUAUUAACAUUUUACUCCUUGCGUUUGAGACUAAAGUGUGCAUUUUUUGUUUGUGUAAUGGAGAUAAUAGCUGCAUCAUUUUGAACACACUGGUUUAAAAGAGCUCCAAGAUACAGACAGAAAUGUCACAAAUGUUACAGCCAUUCCCGGUCUCCCCUAGUAAUCUAUAUGGUGGCAGUAAAGAAAUAACAAAUAUCAUAAUUCUGGUUUAUUACGGCUCGCUUUUUUGCCAUGCUAGUGACAUGGCUCUGUGUAAGGGUAAUACUUGUCUGCUGUUUGAGUGACAGAAGGAAGGAGACUCAUAACUACAUAAGCAUAAUGCAUUCAUUUGAGGAAAAAAAAUGUAUGUAUAUUUGCCAUGUUUUUUGGAAUGAACAAGAUUAUUAUGGCAAGAUUAUUAUCUUAGAAUUCUAAUAAGUUUUCAUGCUUGUUAUUGCAAAUGAACAGCUGUAAUUCGGAAAUUAUUUUCCCAUGAAAACUUUUCUCAUAAUUCUGAGAUAGUAAUUUUGAUUGUUUUGUUCUCAAGUGAAUUCAUUACGCUCCCGUACAUAACAGUGACAGCACUACUGUGUCAUUUAAAGAUUUGCUCCACAGUUCCCAGUGAAGCUGGAGGGUCAAAGGCAGCAGGAAGCAGGAACAGAGUUCAGCGGUCCAGUUUCACAGACUUUGACAUGAGCUCCUGAUAAGUCUGCAAGGGUUCAGGCCCGUCCCACUGUGGAAUCAGUGCCUGAGGGGUGCUCACUGACUUUUUGAUCCCUUUAUGCACACUUACUGCAAGUCUGCUAUCCCUCAGAGACUUGUCGAGGACACUGCCUGUGUGCAGCUGGAGGAGAAAACCCAAAAGGCACUUGGCUGUCGUGUUAUAAACAGGGAUGACUGAAAAAAGUGAAAUUCAAAAUAAAGGA